AGAUUUUUUUUUUGGUUUGAGAAAUGAUCCGUCGCUGUAGCUUGAACAACUGUGGAAGCGACGGUCAGGAAUCGCUGGCGUCCAAUGAGCCGCCGUCGUCUGCCUCCGUCGUGGGCGGUGGUGCAGAAAGUUCGGCAGAGAUAAUGCUGUUUGGAGUGAGGGUGAGGGUGGACCCCAUGAGGAAGAGCGUUAGUUUGAAUAACUUGUCUCAAUACGAGCAUCCAGACGAUGCUACAACCGAUAAUGAACCGCCGGCUAAAGCAGCCGUGGACGACGGCUAUGACUCCGCUGAUGACGCCGUUCACCCCCUCCCGUCGACCAGCACUGGCCGCGGGCGUAAACGAGGGGUAGCGUGGACAGAAGAAGAGCACAAGCUGUUCCUGUGGGGACUGGAGAAAACCGGAAAAGGAAACUGGAGAGGAAUUUCCAGAAAUUACGUGAAGACUCGCUCGCCCACGCAAGUCGCGAGUCAUGCUCAGAAACACUUCCUCCGACGGACACAUUCCAAUCACCACCGCCGUCGCAGAUCCAGCCUCUUUGAUAUCACAUCUCCGGUGGAGGUAUCUUCAACAAUACCAUUACCGUCUGAAGAAGAUAGAAAAAUGGGGGAGCCUCCUCCUCCACCACCACCUCCUCCUCAAGGCAACCACCACCACCACCUGGUUUCAUCAAUGCCAUCGGUUCCUCCGCCGGAGACUCCAUUUUUGCAGCCACCUCCUCGUCCUACUGCGGUUUCUGAUGUUCCUUGUUGGUCACCAUCCCUAGCUGUUUCUGCAGACUAUCCAGCCACUCCAUCUCUGUCCUUGAACUUGUGCAUGUCAUUGCCUGGCAUGGAAUUUCACGCUUUCAUCAAUGGUGGCGCUACUGUUAAUGCAACAUAAGAAAGAAACGUCCCUUGCUUGUAACUUCCAUGCAACAAAAACUUGAGUAAAUAUACAUUUCAGAUGGAGAAGAAUAUACAAGAGUCCUAAUUUGUUUUUUUUACAAAGGCAGAAAGUGUAGGUUCUAGCAUGCCUGCUUAUACAAUGUGCGCACUAAAAUAUAUUGUUCACUUGUUACCAGCUCUCGCUUAUAAAUAUUGAAAAUAUAUAAAUUUUAAACACUCUCGUUUGUAAAUAUUAAAAAUCUAUAAAUUUUAAAUCGGAGUAUAUUAACUUAA
Molecule: messenger RNA, 1159 nt
Organism: Cuscuta epithymum
Lineage: Eukaryota; Viridiplantae; Streptophyta; Magnoliopsida; Solanales; Convolvulaceae
Source: the annotation of a GenBank genome assembly